AGGCCCUGCUGUAAUUUAGUAACCUACAAACAUAUGGAACUCAAGUCACGCUUGUCCCACAAACGUCUGUUAAACAUCUGUAAAACAUUUGUUCUCUCUCACAUAAGAUUUCCUCAUUCAACUCUGUGCCGCCACCCUGGGCGUGUAAAACAAAAGUCACCAGCGCUCAGUGCUGCGAGGAGCUUCUUUUGUGCUGUUGCAACAAAACAGUUUCUUUACGGUGGAUUUCAAGUAUUUCUCCAAGUAUUAUGGAUGCUCGAGGAGUUUUCUUGAUGUUUUGCCUUCUCCUGCUGGCACACCGCACGUUCCAGCAGACCUCCUCAACGAAAAGAAAUGGCAAGAAAGACUCUGCAAACAGUGCUGCGAUUGAGGAGCUGAAGAAACAGAUUACUGACAUUGUUCAAGAGCUGAAUGUGCUGAAAGAGCAGCAAGCUUUACACACAGUUUGUCUGCGAGGCACUAAGAUCCUCGGCAAGUGUUUCCUGGCUGACCCAGUGAAGAAGACCUUCCACACCGCCAGUGAUGACUGCAUCGCCAAGGGAGGCAGUCUGAGCACUCCUCUGACAGGAGACGAGAACGACCAGCUCUACAGCUACGUACGUCAGAGCAUCAGCCCCGAGGAGCACAUCUGGCUGGGCAUCAAUGACAUGGUGACCGAAGGCCAGUGGGUGGACCAAUCAGGCUCCACAGUGCGCUUCAAGAACUGGGAGACGGAGAUCACCCUGCAGCCAGACGGAGGGCGCAGCCAGAAUUGUGGCAUCCUCUCCACCACAGCCAACGGGAAGUGGUUUGAUGAGAGCUGCCGAGCUCAAAAGGCUUCUGUGUGUGAGUUCAACAUUGUCUGAGGGCUGCUGUCUGACAUUAACAUCAAUCUGGGCAGAAAAACAUGCAUGUAAACAUCAAAUGCUGCUUGCAGAAAAGAAUGAAUCAUGUAGAGUAUCAGAUAUGCAACGCAUUGAAACAUAAGUACAUCAUCUUUUCUUAAGCUCACCUUUUUUUUAACCAAGCCAUUCAGAUGUGCACUGACUUCACACAGUGGUCUGGGAUACAGUAUGUCAUUGUAUAAGCUACACAUUUUGCAUACAUUCACUAAACUUGUGCUCUCAAAUACUUCAGCAUUUUACAGCAUAUUAGGUAUUCAUCAAGGUAAACACCACUGGAUGGCUUGUCUUUGUUACAUGUAUUUUUAUGUCAUCUGCUAAUCAAUGCAAGAACACGUUUUUACUGAAGAGCAAUGGUCAUGAGUGCGUUCAUGAGACACUUUCCUUAUUCUGAAGUUAUGCUGCUUAUAUUACAUUAUAUAAUUUUAAUCAACACGUGUUCUCGAUUGUAGCCUUCUCAUUGUCUUCUUGCUCACAAAUUCAGUAGAUAUAAUGGGAAUAUUUGUUUAUCAGAAGGAAGACAUGCUUGCUUAA
Molecule: messenger RNA, 1415 nt
Organism: Sander lucioperca (pikeperch)
Lineage: Eukaryota; Metazoa; Chordata; Actinopteri; Perciformes; Percidae
Gene: clec3ba
Product: C-type lectin domain family 3, member Ba
Exons: 3
Coding region: 249-845 (198 amino acids)
Source: RefSeq, a predicted model, not a curated record